Malurus melanocephalus (red-backed fairy wren) is the source of this 2728-nucleotide messenger RNA. RefSeq names its product protein AHNAK2-like. The annotation marks the transcript as partial. The record is from RefSeq and is a predicted model, not a curated record. The transcript has 7 exons. Gene Ontology annotation, cellular component: cytoplasm; costamere; nucleus. Lineage: Eukaryota; Metazoa; Chordata; Aves; Passeriformes; Maluridae. Gene Ontology annotation, molecular function: protein binding. Gene Ontology annotation, biological process: regulation of RNA splicing.
CGGGGCGGGGUUUGGAGCCAAAGCCGCCCCGCUGGCCCCACCCUGGGAUUUGGGCUCUKGAGUGACCCAAAGCACCUCAUCCAUCACGGCAGGGCCAGCUGUCAGCCGGGAGAGCGGCACCGAAACCUGCCCACGGCUUCCAGGUUCUGGACGACAGCUGAGACCGGCUGAGGCCCCGGGAGAUGCUGAUGCCGAUGCGGAUGCAGAAGAUGAAGAUUCUGUUAAUGAAGUGGCCGUAGAAGACAUUCGUCCAAGGCCACAAGGAUCCUCUCCAGUUUAUGAAUAUCCCAUAGAAGAAGACUAUUUAAAGCUUGAAGAAGAAAACAAAAAAGUUUCUACAGACAAAUCAAAACAGAGUCAUCCACAGGAGACAAUGGAAGUGACCCUGAAAACAGAAGUGGAAGCUGGUGCUAGUGGUUUUAGUGUGAAAGGUGGAGGAAAUGAAGGAAUAUUUAUUAAAAAAGUGCUUAAGGAAUCUCCUGCUUCAAAAAUAUUUAGUCUUAGAGAAGGUGAUCAGCUUCUAAGUGCUACAGUAUUUUUUGAUAAUAUCAAAUAUGAAGAUGCACUCAAGAUUCUCCAAUAUUCCGAGCCAUACAGAGUCCAAUUCAGCCUCAAAAGAAAAAUUGCCGUGCAAGAAGAUCUAGAGCAUUCUUCAGCCCAGCACAAAAAGGAAAGAAUAGGCCAGGAAAAAGAACUCAGUGAGAGCAUUCCUGAAGAAACACUUCAUGUUUCAGGAAAAGCUAUAUCAGAAGAAGACAGGGAAACAUUAAUUGGAAGCCAAAGGGUAGGAAGAAGUAAGAGACCUAAAAAAGAUAGACUAUCAUGGCCGAAAUUUCAGUCAAUCAAAAAUAAAAAGAUAUUGAGGCACAGAAGAUCUCAUAGUACAUCAGAUGCAUAUGAGCCCGCUAUGCAGGAUAUUUCCCCUACAAGCACGGACACGGAGUCUCAAUUUCCACAGGAAGUCCAUACCAAAGAGAAAAAAGGAAGCCAAAGGAAGCUGAAGUUCCCUAACAUUGGAUUCAGAAUGCAUAGGUCCAAAGCAGAGCCACAAGAGAAACAAAAAAAAGAAAUAAAAACUAUGCUGAUCUCUGAAAAAGAAAAAAUACAUAAAGAUGAUAUAAGCUUGGAAAAUCCCGAAAUCUUAACUGUUGAAUAUACCACAUCUGCUUAUGAAAUGAAAACAGGGGAGGUACAURAAACUUUAACAAAAGACUUAAAAGAUAUGAAAAAUGGCAUUCCAUCUCAUGUAAAGCAAUGCCCUGAAGUUGAAAUAAACAUUAAAGAAAAAGACAAGGAAGCAACAUCAAAAUUUAGUGUACCUGAAGUACCAGACAUAACAACAGARAUACCAAAGCCCAGCUUAGAAACAGCUGAUCUGAAAGUAAGCCCAACUAAAAAAUCACCACAAGCCUCAUCAAAAUCCCGAAAAAAGAAACAGAAAGGAACAAGAGAUAAAAAAGAAGGAGAAAGUAGAAUUGACAUAGACUUGAUGGGUCACACAGCUAAAGGAUCUGUACAGGUAAAAGGCCUAGAAAUAGGCACAGCUAAAGCAGAAUUACAGACAUCUGAAACACAGGAAAUGGAAGGAAAAAGAGCAGAAGACACACAGAUAAUAAAUAUUCAGAAAAUAAAUUAUGGAGUUUCCAUGCCCACAAGAAAAGAGACAGAGACUGACACAACCAAACAAGGAAGUGAAGAUCCACAAACAGUUGAUUUGACUUCAGAGGACAGCAGAAAUUUUGGUGGGAAAACUCACUUGCCAGAUGCAGAAUUAGAAGUAUCUACUUGGAAAAUACAGAUGCCAUCAUUCAAAAUGGGUAAAACACUUAAAACUGACACAAAAAUAAAAAGAGAAGGAAGCAGAGAAGACACAGAUGAUAGUAUGAAAAAGGAACACAUAGAGGUAGAUGAAAUGCUUACAGAUGAAAAAGGCUUAAAUGUAGAAAUUGACAUGAAGAGAGGAGAAAAAGAUAUGGAGGGAAAAGAAAGCAAAUUCAGACUGCCAAAAUUAAAAUUCCCUACAUUUACAUGGUCAACAACAAAGGAAGAAACAGGGCAAACUGAAACACAGAUAAAUGAAAGGGAAGAAAAAGUACAAAUUCGAGAAGAAGCAGGAGGACUUGAGGUAUGUGCAAAAGCAGAAGAAAUAAAAGAUCCAAGUGCUGAAAUUGAAAUAGAGAUAUCCAAAGAAAAAUUAAAGGAAAAUGAUAUAAAGCAAAAAGCAAAAAUCGAGCUACAAAGUCCGAAAAAAAUAACAAUAGAACCUGCCUCAAUGGAAAUUAACAUUGAAGAAAGACAAAAAAAAUCAUUGAUUUCAAAAAUAGAUGUGGAAGCAGAAAGCAUUGAAUUCAGUCAAAAAUCGAAAGAGAAGCAGAAGAUAUCAGUAACCACAGACUUUGAAAACAAAGCUCCCAAGGUGGACAUCAGCCUGCCCUCUGUYGACAUCACCCUUCCGCAGGCCAGCGUCGACCUGCAGGCACCCGAAGCCGCCCUCGGCGUGGAAGGGGAAAUCAAAGGCCCAGAGAAGGAGGCCGCCAAGACCAAAGACGGCAAGUUCAAGAUGCCCAAGUUCGGCAUGCCUUCCUUUGGCUGGUCCAGCAGCAGAGAGGCCAAGGGCUCUGUGGCCGCCGAGGUUGACAUCAGCCUCAAGGAGCCCCAAGUGACGGUGCCAUCGGCAGCCGCCGAAGUGGACGUCAGCCUGCCCGCGGCCGAGAUCCAAGUGCCCGGC